AUGGCCGCCGAGAUGCAGAAUCGGGCGACGCGAUUUCAGGAAGAGUAUUACAAUCUCCGGGCAGCCGAUGCUGCGGUGGGCGAUUUUCGCGAGUGUCGCGGAUCGGUUGGAGCUCUCACGAGGACUCAGCAGAGGGAUUAUGCUUUCAAAGAGGAGUUGAGCUUUAUGCAAGGUGGCAUGAAGGACAAUGUUCACGCUGAGUCGCUUGUUCCCCCUAUCGAGGAAAGGAUAGCCAAUCCCAUAUUUCCGUGGCCAAGUGUGGCCGUUUUAUCUGUUCAUGCCGCGACCGUAGUAGGUUGCUGCAAGGAUGUUGGUGCUACACUGGUUAUUUGCCAAUGGGUAUUCGAUGAUGAGGCAAACCAUCUAUUGAUGCACAGGAAUUUGCCUGCUGUCAGAUGGGUCGGAGGUGUUGAGUUAGAGCUUAUCGCAAUAGCCACAGGCGGCAGAAUUGUUCCAAGAUUCCAGGAGUUGACCCCAGAGAAGUUAGGGAAGGCUGGCAUGGUCCGUGAAAAAUCAUUUGGUACAACAAAAGAACGUAUGCUGUAUAUUGAGCACUGUGCGAACUCAAAAGCUGUUACUAUUUUCAUCUGUGGAGGUAACAAAAUGAUGAUAGAAGAAACAAAGCGUAGUAUCCAUGAUGCUCUGUGUGUGGCAAGGAAUCUCAUCCGCAAUAAUUCAAUUGUAUAUGGAGGUGGUGCAGCUGAAAUCGCAUGCUCACUUGCCGUUGAUGCAGCUGCUGAUAAAUACCCUGGCGUGGAGCAGUACGCAAUAAGGGCAUUUGCAGAAGCGUUGGAUUCUGUACCGAUGGCUCUUGCAGAGAACAGUGGUUUACAGCCCAUUGAGACACUCUCUGUCGUUAAAUCUCAGCAACUUAAGGAGAACAUUCCUUUCUAUGGGAUAGAUUGCAAUGACGUGGGAACAAACGAUAUGAGAGAGCAAAAUGUGUUUGAAACAUUGAUCGGGAAGCAGCAGCAGAUUUUGCUUGCAACUCUAGUCGUUAAGAUGAUUCUAAAGAUCGACGAUGUCAUCUCCAGUUCUGAAUACUGAUGAUGUACUGCUUUGACUUUUGUACUAUCCUUUGGCCCCUUAUGCUUUCUCUCUAAUAGUUUUUGACUCUAUACUCGGCAACAAUGUUUUGUUUCCCUCUUGCAAGCCUUUAUUUUAAAAACAUUCUCAUUUUGUGUUCCAGAUUUUGGUUCUAUCCCACUUUGUGUUUUAGUCUUUUAG
Messenger RNA from Raphanus sativus (radish), 1227 nucleotides. Its product is annotated as T-complex protein 1 subunit epsilon-like. The transcript has 9 exons. NCBI's taxonomy places the organism in Eukaryota, Viridiplantae, Streptophyta, Magnoliopsida, Brassicales, Brassicaceae. The record is from RefSeq and is a predicted model, not a curated record. Gene Ontology annotation, cellular component: chaperonin-containing T-complex. Gene Ontology annotation, molecular function: ATP-dependent protein folding chaperone; ATP binding. The coding region runs from base 1 to 1047 and encodes 348 amino acids. Gene Ontology annotation, biological process: protein folding.